GCAAAUUCCAUGGCUUUCGAAAAUUAUGUUUAGCCCUCAAUCCCUCAUUUUGAUGGUCAUCACUACGACCUUUGGAGUAUGUUAAUGGAGAAUUUUCUUCGGUCCAAAGAGUAUUGGACUAUUGUUGAAUCUGGAGUUCCAGAACCAACAGUAGGUGCAAAUGUUGCACAGAGGGCAAAAAUUGAGAAGGAAAAGUUGAAAGAUCUCAAGGCUAAGAACUAUUUGUUCCAAGCCAUAGAUUGUGUUAUCUUGGAAACAAUUCUUAACAAGUCUACUUCCAAGACUAUUUGGGAUUCCAUGAAGAAGAAGUACCAAGGGAAUGAAAGAGCAAAGCGGCAGCAGCGUCAGGCUUUGCAAGCAGAAUUUGAAAGUCAAGGAAAGGAAAACUGGAAAGGUAGAUCGAAAUUUGUCAAACUGAGACCUGGAAAGCUAGAGGAAAGUUUAGCCCCUGGAAAUCAAAAGAGGUGGCAGAACAGAAAUUAUCAAGUUGUAGAUAACAAAACCCAAUCUGUAGGCAAGGCAAAUAUUGAAUGCUUCAGAUGUCAUAAGUAUGGCCACUAUCAUUCUGAGUGCUGUGCUAAUCUGAAUAGAGGAAAAAGUUCCAAUUUUGCAAAACAUAAUGAGAAGAAUGAUGAUUCCUCUCUAUUCAUGGUCUAUCAUCCUAAAGAAGUUAGCAAGAAGAAUGUGUGGUAUCUAGAUACUAGUUGCAGCAACCACAUGUGUGGAGACAAAUUUGCGUUUUCAGAUCUGGAUGAGUCUUGUCAAGACAAGGGGAAAUUUGGUGAUAAUUCCACUAUUGCAGUCAAAGGAAGGGGAAAGGUAACCAUUCGUGCCAAAGACAAUUCAAUUCAAACUAUUGCUAAUGUUUUGUAUGUACCAGAUUUGAAGUCGAAUCUGCUUAGUCUGGGACAACUUCAAGAGAAAGGAUAUGAAAUCCUAAUUAAAGAUGGAGUUUGCCAACAAAAGAAGAUGAUAAAUGGUCUUCCUCAUUUUGAUUCUCCUUCAGAAAUUUGUGAAAUCUCCGUGGUCAAUAAACAGCACCGUGAUGGCUUUCCUAAAGACAGAUCUUGGAGAACAAAUCACAAAACAUGGGUGUAUUUUUUGCAGACCAAGUCAGAAGCCCUAGCAGCUUUUAAAAAUUUCAAAGUAUUGGCUGAGAAUGAGGCUAGCAGAUCUAUAAAGGUUUUGCAUAUAGAUAGUGGUGGUGAGUUUAACUCAAAGGAGUUUGUAGAUUUUUGUGAGUCCAAUGGUAUUAAAAGACAAUUCACAAUAACCUAUACACCCCAGCAAAAUGGUGCAUGUGAGAGGAGGAAUCGCAUAAUCAUGAAUAUGGUCCAAAAUCUGAUGUCAAAGAGUGGCUCACCUAAAGAGUUUUGGCCAAAAACUGUUAAUUGGAGUGUUCAUAUCUUGAACAGAAGUCCCACAUCUCCACUUCCAGAUAUGACACCAGAAAAGGCUUGGAGUGGAUGCGGACCUGUUGUUGACUACUUCAGAAUUUUUGGGUGUAUAGCAUAUGCGCGUCAGAUCAGAAAAGGAAUUCUUGCAAAUUUCGAAAAUGGAGAAAAUCUAACUAUGAAGAACUCAAAAGGUCAGACACAGCAGACUGAAGGUUUAACUUCAACAGAUCUCAAAGUUUCAAGACAAAUAGUUGAAGAAAGUCUGCCUGCAGCAGCAGAACUUAGUAUUGGAGGAAGUCUGCCAUCAACACCAAAAUUGGAAUUUGGAACUAGUUCAUGACCUCAACGCAAAAAGAGAAGAUCAACAUGGUUGGAGGAUUAUAAGGUAACAGAUCUACCUCAAGAUGAUGUUCCAGUCACUCAUUUUGGUCUAUUUGUAGAUUGUGAUCCAUUGACAUAUGCAGAAGCUGUUAAAGAAGAAAAGUAGCGAAAAGCCAUGGCAGAAGAAAUUGGUUCUAUUGAA
Messenger RNA from Rubroshorea leprosula, 1920 nucleotides. Lineage: Eukaryota; Viridiplantae; Streptophyta; Magnoliopsida; Malvales; Dipterocarpaceae. The record is from the annotation of a GenBank genome assembly.